CGCCAUGACUUUUAACACCAUUAACCCGCGGAGAUAUCGACCCGCUCCCUGGGACCGGCCUUUCAUCCCGAGCUGUUCUUUGACGGUCCUGGGGCCUGGUGAGGGCCCCCAGAGGCCGAGCACUGGAUUUCACUUGACGACGCGAGGAGGUUUUCUGGGUGGGGUGGACGCUCCCCGAGGGUUCGCGGCUGCGGCCUGAGACCAGGGCAGGCAUGAGUUUCAACGACCACGUCAGCGUGCUGAAGGACGGCGGCUUCCCCCUCGUCGGCUGCGGGUGCGCCGAAUUCACUUGUAACGGCGGGCCAUGCUUCGCCCUGAGCGCCAAGUAUUGCUGCUUCUCGAUAGGCAUCGGCUGGAAGGCGGCAGCAGCGGCCGCCGCGGCCGGCGUGGCCGCCAACGAGGUGACUGGUUCCAAGGGAGCGACGGCCGCGGCGGCGCUGAUAGCCGCCAAGGCCGUCGACAUGACCGAUGACUCCGCGCUGGACAUCAACUUCUGCGACCCAGCCUACGAUGAGGAGAGGGGAUGUUGCGAGUGCAACCUGAAGCUCCUCACCUGCUACUACGAGCUGCAGUGCCCGCCCAGCGGCGACAUCGGCUGCGCCCUCUGCGGCCUGCGCUGCUGCGACAGCGACACAACGCAGACCGCCUUCGAGAAGGCCGCCUAUGGCGACGGCGAGGCCCCGCUGCAGCAGGACAUGGAGGAGUGAUGGCGCACGGGUGGGUGUGGGUGG
Molecule: messenger RNA, 731 nt
Organism: Prorocentrum cordatum
Lineage: Eukaryota; Dinophyceae; Prorocentrales; Prorocentraceae
Source: the annotation of a GenBank genome assembly